GCUCCCCAGAGGAAGAAGGCGAGUCCCAAGGCAGAGCUGUCCGAGGGGCAGCAGCGGGAGAUCCGCGAGGCUUUCGAGCUCUUCCACACCGACGGCAGCGACAGCAUCGAUGUCAAGGAGCUCAAGGUGGCCAUGAGGGCCCUGGGCUUUGAACCUAAAAAAGAAGAGAUCAAGAAAAUGAUCUCAGACAUCGACAAGGAGGGGACAGGAAAGAUCAGCUUUGAUGACUUCUUGGCAGUGAUGACCCAGAAAAUGGCUGAAAAAGACUCCAGAGAGGAAAUUCUCAAGGCCUUCAAACUCUUCGACGACGACGAAACCGGCAAAAUCUCCUUCCAAAACCUCAAACGUGUGGCCAGAGAACUGGGGGAAAACCUCACAGAUGAGGAGCUGCAGGAGAUGAUCCAUGAGGCAGACAGAGAUGGGGAUGGGGAAGUGGACGAGCAGGAAUUCCUGCGGAUCAUGAAGAAGACCAGCCUGUACUGAAGCACAGUUGGAUUUAUUCCUUUGCACACAUGGUGUGGAUGCCUCAUUUUUUCCCCAGUCCUUUCUUUGUUUUGACUCAGCAUAAAAAAAAACCAGGCCAGUUUUGUUCCAAGUGGAUGGUUUUAAAGGUGUCUGUGAGCAGUUCCCCACCCUGUUUGCAUGCUGGUUGCUGCUUUGUGCUUGGGAGAUGUUUACGCUGCUUUCAGUGCACAAAUCACAUUUUUGGGGCAGGAUUCAGAUCC
Messenger RNA from Manacus vitellinus (golden-collared manakin), 725 nucleotides. RefSeq names its product centrin-2. The annotation marks the transcript as partial. The record is from RefSeq and is a predicted model, not a curated record. The transcript has 4 exons. Gene Ontology annotation, biological process: centriole replication; nucleotide-excision repair; mitotic cell cycle. Gene Ontology annotation, molecular function: calcium ion binding. NCBI's taxonomy places the organism in Eukaryota, Metazoa, Chordata, Aves, Passeriformes, Pipridae. Gene Ontology annotation, cellular component: centriole; centrosome.